GGGCGGUGGAGGCGGCGGACAUUUUGGCUCUGCUGUGGAAGGGAGAGCAGAGAGCGGCGAAGAGGGCGCCGGAGCAGGAGCGCCGGCCUCGCCUGGCCCCAGCGCCUCGACCGUCUCGCCCGCCUGCCUCUAAUCUGCCCCGUCAUGUCUGACACGCUUGGCGGCGGCGACGCCCGUUCUGACGAGACGGGCGAAGAGAAACAGGAUUUGCAGGAGAAGGAAGCGGUCAUCCCCGAGAGAGCGGAGGAGGCAAAACUCAAAGCCAAAUACCCAAGUUUAGGACUCCAGAAACCCGGCGGCUCCGACUUCCUAAUGAAAAGACUCCAGAAGGGGCAAAAGUACUUCGACUCCGGGGAUUACAACAUGGCGAAGGCCAAGAUCAAGAACAAGCAGCUGCCAACUGCAGGGACCGACAAGAACUUGGUGACGGGAGACCACAUCCCGACGCCGCAAGAUCUCCCGCAGAGGAAAUCCUCCCUCGUGACCAGCAAGCUGGCAGGGUAACCUGUGCUCCUCUGCCUCCCAAUGAGUUUUCUUCUUUUGGGGUUUUUUUGAUUUAUUUUUAUUAUGGUUUCUUUUUUCCCUUUUUUUCUUUUUCUUUUUUGUCAGAUGGAUUGAACUUUGCUUGUAUCAUAAGGCUGGGAUAAUGCAGGACUCGUUUUAGCCGUUGGAAAUAUUUAUACAAAUCCCAAACCAAGAGCCUGGCACAUGGACGUGGUUUAUUCUGAUCUGAUGUCCCUCCCCCCCCCCUCCGCCCUUCGUUCUCUUGAUGGGCACUGAAAACAGGUUCUUAAAUUUCGCUCACCUGCCAGGAUGAGUUAAGAACCUCACUUUCAAGUGGAAUGGGGUGUCCUGGUGGGCCAAAGCCAGAUAUUUCUAUAGCUGCUGUUGCUUGUUCCUGCGACGCUGCGGAAGGCCAUUGGAAUAGCACCAGCCCCAUCUGUGAGUUUCCCCCCACUGUGAACUCUGAAAGCGAGAUCCGGAACUGCCAGUGGCAUCAGAGAAACCCUAAGAGCAGGAUCAUAAUUAAGAAUAACACUAAGCGUUUCUAUAUAACAUGCCUGGGUGCACACAGCCAUUGUGGCAACAGCCCUAUGAAGGUAGUCCAGGGUGCUCGCCCCCACACGGCAGGUGGUGAGGCAGGGCCUUGCAGCUGAGAGAGACAAGCUUGCUUUAUGUCACUCUGAGAGCUCUUUACAGGGGUGAGAUUAGAACUGGGGGCUGCUUGAGACAUGGCACACUUUCUUGAGCCUCAUCACUAUGCCAGCUCUCGCAAGGAGAGCCCUGCUGGUAUUUAGAUCACGGAUUCAUCUAGUUCCGCAUGUUGUUUCCCUCUGGGGUCUAAAGCAUCAUGGCUCCAGAGUUUUGAGCCCAACACCUGGCACAUACGAGGGUGCCAUUCAGCAUCCAUCCUAGCAGCAGCUGAUGGGAAUUGUAGUCCAAGACAUCUAGAAAGGGCCCCUGGUUGGGGAAAGGCUGGCCCGAGCAGGAUUUUUUGUUUCGUUUUAACAUCUUCUAAGCUAGGAUGGCAAAAGCUUGAUGGGCUUUGGUCCGUGACCAUGUGGGUGAGCUAGGCUGCUCAAAGUCUCCACGCAGCGGGUUUUGGUGGCCGCUGUGUCUCCUUGGCAAACUGAGGAGGGGCAGGAGGCAAGCAUCUACGCAUGGAGCUCUACCUCCCACCCCAAAGGCCGCCUGAGCCGACUUUUGGCCCAAUGUGGCUCUUAAGGGGUAGACGGUCCGUUAUCAACUUACAGAGGAUCCGGGGUGCUGUGUUUGUUUCAAAGCAGAGUUUUGGAAAGCUUUUUUGUCAGACCAACUUUAGGCAGGUAUAAAGAAUGUGGAGAGUUUUAAAUUUGAGACAGCUCUUCAGCAAACAGGCAGGCCGCCACUGUUGCACCAGUCGGCAUCUAGUUUUUCCUCGAGGACCCUUUGACAGAGUGGCGGCAGGUGGCUCAAAGUCCCAGCAUCCCACUCCCCAAAUGGCUGUGUUUCCCUCGUGGAUUUUUAAAAACCACAACAUGAAAUUCUGUGCCAAUGGAAGCAGAGGGUCGGUUAUCUGGAUCAGUCGAGGAAAUUGUAGGGACCACAGAGAUGUUUGCUGCUUCAGUCCUGAUUAUUGGGAAGGGGAGAUCUCAACCGAUCCGGCAGCACUCGGCUUCUGACAUUGCAUUAAAAUAUAUCGCCCAUGUCCUUUGGAGGCUUAAGGACUAGGACCUUGGCUUAGUUUGUAAACGGUGCUGAAAUCCUUGAUCCUACAGAGUUUCACCUCCAUCGCUGCCCUCUACCAAACUGCAAGGUGUUCUGUUCACGGGGUGUGAUGCUGCCUUUUUUGGAAAUGACCCUGAUUACAAUGUUGUUCUUGACAACUUUUAACUCCCUCCCCUGCCCCCAAAAAAGCGUUUAGAAAAUGGACACAAAUCCAUCCCCAAUGCAGUCGGUGAGCAUAAAUAAAAUCACUUUUAUGCCUAAGGAAAGCAGGUCGGAUUUCUAUUUGAGAAAAAAUAAUUGGUAAGAGAAUCAUGAUCACUAUAAUGGAAAUCUUUUAGCUUUGAAUUCGAGCAUCUGGGUCUCAGGUGGCAAAUUUGAGGGUUUUAUUUGGCAGUGGCCACAGACAUCCAUAUACCUUGAUGCUCAGCUCUGUUUGAACCUCCCAGGGUCUCAUUGUGUGAGAAACAGUUUCCUUAAAAAAUACUGAGCUGAGUUCUGCCACUCAGCACCUCCAAUCCCUUGACUCACCCCACCCCCAAAAAAAUUAAUUGGAUUUUCAAAUUAACAAAAUUCAGUGCCUUAAGAAGUGGGAUGAGCUAUGGCCAAGUUAGCUUGACCUUAAGAGUUGGCUCAGCUUCUGGCAGACUUCAAAAUGAAAUUUCUCAUCCGUUAGUUGAUUUUCCACUGUCACCCACUCUAAAUCUCUGGUUCCCCACCCCCCACCCCAAAAAUUAGGAUUUUAUUGCCUCUUCGUGUUCAGGACAUCCUUUGCCAAAUAGGCCUUCCAGAUACAUCAGGCUACAAAUCCCAUCAGCCCCAGCCAGCACAGCCUCAUGGGAGUUGUAGUCCAAAACAGCCAGAGAGCAGCAGGUUGAGGACAGCUGGGUCAGGGAAACCAAUCCUGUAGCAAGGAGCAAGUUCUUCCCAAUGGCUGUCCUUGAGGCUUCUUGAAUAAUACUGCACACAGCAAUAGGCAGAGCUGACCUUCUGCUCUAAAAGAAAAAAAAAGCACAAAAUAUUAAUUUGCUGCUGCUGAAAAGAUUUAAAAACAAAAUCUAACAUCUUGCUUCUCCCCCACCCACCCGUGUGGGUCCUCACAGCCUACAACAGAGUUUAUAAUAAUUAAUUUGGCCCCGUUUGUUACUCACAGGGCUGUGAGGGCGAAUGAGAAAGUAAAAAAUGGCAGCAGGGGGAAUCUCAGUCUUAGCUACUGUCCUGGGCUUUGCCUUUCAAUGACACCCGAGAAAGUUCUCUGCAAACAGUUUCCAUAGAAUGAGACCCCCACCUGUUAAAUGUUCUGCCUUCUCGAAUUGACAGCUCUUUUGUGGGCAGUGUUGCAAGAAAAACGCAGCAGAGUGUUUGUGUGAAGCCUCUUCCCCCUGUGACUUCUGGCAAUCUCGUCCAGCCUCAUCUCUUAGCUUGAGGGAUUUCACCAAGCGUUCCUUGCUAAUAAUGCGGAUCCUGUGGUCUUAAAAGGCUAGAAACUCUGGGAAAGCUGAAAGUCCCUGGAGGCCCUGCUCUGCUGCCAGCGCCUGUAAUCCACGGCGCCCUGCAUGUCCUCUGCUUGCAACGAGAUCCCAAAACCUCUGCAAGCCUACAUUUUUAUUUUAUUUUUACCAAGGUGCAUCUCCUGGAGAAAACACAUCCCACUCCCAUUUCCCUGCCCCCAGGAGGUUUCUCCCUGCACUUCUGACACAGGAAUGUCCCACUCCCAUCUUUGUCGCCCUCUGCCUCUGUCAUUCUGGGCUGUGGGUUUAACUGAGAAGCGAAUUUGGGGCUGUCAGAUGGGUUGGACUCAUAGCUGCCAAGUUUUCCCUUUUCUCACGAGGAAGCCUAUUCAGCAUAAGGGAAAAUCCCUUAAAAAAAGGGAUAACUUGGCAGCUAUGGUUGGACUAAGGACAAUGGGAGAAAAGGGCAAUGUACAAUUUCUGAAGAUGGAUGGCUUCACCUAUUUUUAUUUUUUAAAAUUGAGCGGUGGCCAUCCAAAGUGUCUGUCUGUGUGUAUCUUUCCAAGAGGAGCUGGCAUGUCGAGGUGGCGGAGCCUGGGCAAAAGAUCUGAUGAAUGAUCUGACCGGUUGGACCUCCAAUUUCCUCUCACUGUCCUGCCAAUUGAUGCUUCAGGGUUACAAGCCCAGCGGGGAAAACAAAGCCCACCUUGAUUUGAGGGCAGUCGACACCAGCUCAAAAUUGUCACAAUUGUCGGAUGAGUGCAAAAAAGGGGCCAUCAGCAAGACUUCACUGGCUCGAAAGCCUAUGGAGGGGGGUGUAUACCUUGGCACAAGCUGGACAGUGAGGAUGGAGGACUCUCAGGAGUGAGUUAGCCUCCGUGUCCAGGUAUCACUGUAGCCGCUGCCCCUUCCUUUCUGCUGCCCACUAUGCCCACUCCCUGGGUGGGACUGAAAUGGCAGGACUUUAUAGAGCGGGUUGUGCUUGGCGGUAGGCUGUAUUUGGAGGCAGACUGUUUCCUUCUCUUCUGCCCUUUCAAAAAAACUUCUCCCCUCAAAGUUCACUUCCAUUUCUACCAGAUGAACCCGUACAGCAGGGGUGAUGUAACACCCUCUUUGGGGGCUCGGGGGCUAUUUGAGAGCUGUCUGGGGGCUACAGGCCAGUGGCGAUGGAAGGGCAUGUGGCCAAUACCACUCCAGAGCAUCUUUGCAAACAGGCAGCUGCGGUCAAUUGAGCUGGGGGCUGGCUGUCCAAAUCUGGCUCGUGGGACAUCUCUGGCCUGCAGGCUGACAGUUCACCACAUGGAUAUAUUUCAAGCCUCCUGUUCGUUCCUAUACUUCCCCCCCCCUUCCCAGCCAUACUGUAAAUAGAUGUGAAUCAUAUAUAUAUAUAACACAUACAUAUAUAUAUAUAUAUAAUUUUUUUACAUCAUCUUCAUCUCUAUCUUCUGGUGUUUGCUUUUUUCUAAAAAAAUAAAAAUAAAAAAUAGGCAAAAAGACACAUUCUAAAAAAAAACACAAAAAGCGCACCAACCCACAUCUAUAGCACAUCACUGGCCCGCCUGUCAGCCGUUCCACUGAGGCCUCGGGUGAAGCCAAGAUUUUGGAGUUUUGAAGCUGCUGUUGCUGCUGCUGCUGCUGCUGCUGCUUAUAGCAGUGGGGGAGGUGAUGGGGAGGGGGAUGUUGGCACCCUCCUUUCGUCUGGGUCCUGUUGGGCAAUUCCAGAUGACUAUGUUGUUGUUGAUGUAGAAAGAGGAAGGAAGGGAGAGUUGGGUGCGAAAGAAUUAAAGAGAAAAUGUGUGGAAAUAAAGUAAUCCUUGUCUCGA
This is a messenger RNA of Zootoca vivipara (common lizard), 5479 nucleotides long. It is a transcript of the gene ENSA, whose product is annotated as endosulfine alpha. Gene Ontology annotation, cellular component: cytoplasm. Gene Ontology annotation, molecular function: protein phosphatase inhibitor activity. The record is from RefSeq and is a predicted model, not a curated record. NCBI's taxonomy places the organism in Eukaryota, Metazoa, Chordata, Lepidosauria, Squamata, Lacertidae.